Messenger RNA from Ectocarpus sp. CCAP 1310/34, 2789 nucleotides. NCBI's taxonomy places the organism in Eukaryota, Phaeophyceae, Ectocarpales, Ectocarpaceae. The record is from the annotation of a GenBank genome assembly.
UGUACUACGUGGUGCCUGCCAACCGCCCCCAGACCUAGGCGGGGGAGAGGAAGAGUGAUUGAUGGCUGUAAUCACUGAAACACUGGUGCUUUUUCUGGUGGGGGGGUCAUGGAAUCGAGCUGCAGCAUUCAUCUCGUCAGGGCCAGCAGGGCGACCGACUCCACUGAGGAGUCCGCCACGCUCUUGUCGACACUCCCGCCACCACCAUCACCACCUCCCGCUCAGCGAUGACCACCACCCGAGGAUCACGGGCAGACCGCAGCAACGGCCACGGCGACGACGACGGCGACGGCAAGGUGAAGAACUUGUAGGGGAUAGCUGUAACCAUCGUCCGAUCGCCGCCUUGUUUGGAUGGGCACCAUCGUCGUCGUCAUCAUCGUCGUCGUCGUCGUUGUCUUCGUCUCGGGAAGAGCUGCUGGAGAUCACCUGCGACGGGACCAACACCACCGCCUUCUCCGGCACAGUUCCCCCCACCGUAGGCCGGGAUAAGGAAAAUUCUCUACACGGAAGCAGCAGCGUCGAGGCUAGCGGUAGGGCGGCGGCGGUGGCGGCAGCAGCAGGGCGGGGUCGACGCGGGACGUCCUAUCCGGAGGGAGAGCGGGCGGGGGACCGUUCCGGAGACCGUUCCAGGGACCGUGCCAGGGACCAUUCCGUGGGUCUGAUUGUCUCGAUGAGGCAGCUCUCGAUACUAGGUGCCUUGGCGGGGGUGGCUGCCGUGGCCGUCGGCUACGAGCACGGUAUGGCGGGCUUCCUCUGGAUUCAGGACUGGGCCGGAGUCACCGCGCCGCACUUUCCCCCGCGCACCGCCGCGGACGGCGCCGGGCAGGUGCACCUCACUCCCCUGAAGAGCGUCGCCACGGGACUGGGGGCUGGGUUCACGCGGGCGGUGAGCAGGACGCUGACGUUUCCCCUGGACACGAUCAAGACCAGGAGCCAGCUCUCGAGGCUCGGGGCGGAUGACCGGGCCCUACUGCCGGAGGAGAUGCUUCGGUUAAUUGACGGGCCAGCCACUUUCAAGGGCGUUUUCAAGGGCUUCUCGGCGUUUCUAGCCCAGGCAGGACCCUCGAACGCCGCCUUUUUUCUUUUCUACGAUGCGCUCAACGCGAUCGGGGCGGCCGCCAUUCUCGGCGCAGACGGCAGCGGCGGCAUCUCUCCUUCCCUUUCGUCCUCCUUGUGGCCGACAGCGCUCCAUCUCGGGGCGUCGUCGGCAGCCACUGUCCCGGCCAACCUCGUGCGGACGCCCGCGGAGGUGGUGAAGCAGAGACUCCAGGUCGGGCGGGAGAGCGGAAACUCUCUGCAGGCGUUACUCUCUAUCGUCAGGGCGGAAGGGGCGAAGGGGCUCUUUGUUGGCGGAAAGGAGCAGCUCCUGAGGGAGAUCCCGUUCAACGCGGUCCAGUUCACGGUGUACGAGUGCCUGAAGGCUUCCCUUGGCAGCUCGGAGCUUUGGGCGGACGCCGCCCUGGGGGCGGCCUCGUCGGCUGCCGGGGCUUUGGCCACGCAGCCGGUCGACACCGUCAAGACGCGGGUCAUGACCAAGAGUGUCCCGGGGUCGUUAGGUGGGGAUUCCCCGGGUUUCAUCAAGUCUGCCUCCCUGGUGGCGGAAGCGGAAGGGGUGACUUCCCUCUUCUUGGGCCUGUUGCCCCGUCUGGUGCUGGUUAGCACCGGCGGGGCGUUCUACUUCUGGGGGCAGGAAUUCGCAUCACAGCUCAUGAGCCGGGCGGGGUUUUGAUCCGAAUCGUGACCAAUGUUGACGAAGGCUCUGCCCGCCUCGCCUCUCUUCCGGCAGUCCGACCCGCGCCGAAGCGGAGCACUGGUGUACAGAGCCAAGCCUUGCCGGCGCGGGGACCGCGGGUUUAGCUGUGGUUUUAUUUGUCCAUCACAGCAACCAAAUAUGGUAUUGGUUGGUGCAGUACCCUGCGACAAGCAGCCGGAGCCCGCCAUUUUUACAAACGGAGGUCAAAGCGCAAAGGGGAGGGAAUCCCAAAGUUUCCAUCUCCUACCUGUAAUAUUGUAAAUACAAAUGCAUGUUUUGACCUUUCAACUGUUCCGGACCUUGAAGAAAUUUCCGUCUUACUGCGUGUUACCGCUGCAGCUGCUCGUGCCUUGUCGGUAUAUGUUGAUUGGUGUCCCGCUAGACGGGAUGUGAGCUGGUGGUGGUAGGAGGGAGGAUUUCUCUUCCAAAGGCUUGCCGUGGCGGCGAUCGAUGCGUCGUGGUGGUUUGUGUUGUGGUGGGACGGCAGUGUAGGUAGGGUAUCAAAUUUCCCGAGUAGGGAGGAGUCACUUCCAGUAUAGGUAGGGUACGAUUUCCCGAAUGUACUACUUCCGAUUUUGCUGUACACCAAUUUUGGCGCAGAAAAUGCAGACGAGUUUGUUGGCUAGCAGUGUGGACGUUGCGAAUAUGCCAUUUGAUGUGUUGUUUUUGGUCUUUUUGAUUUAACGAAGGUUGUUACGAAGUAGUGCAGAGUGCUGUUCAGCUUUCUUGCCCAGCUUCUCAGAGGUCUGGGCAAUACAAGAGCCGAAGGAUGUGUGUUGUUUCUCGCGUUUGCUUGUGCUUGGGGGCGUUCGUUGCCACAAUCUCAAGUCGCAGGUAAGACUGUUCUUCGCGGUUCGACGUAAACGAAGGUUGCCUUGCUUAUCCGGCGUGAUUCGUGGAACCUCGUCUCCAGUCGCCGGGCCCGCGCGAGCAGAAACGAGGCGGGGGAUUCCAUGGCGGAUGUAGCUGCUGUGUAAGCCGCCCCGUGGAAUUUUGACAACAGAGUACAACGCGACAGAUUGACCCCGAACUGAUU